UUUCAGUUGCCUUCCAAACGCGCUUAAGUUCAGUCGCUUUGAAUUCGACGCGGGUGGACGUGGAUAAAACACAUCCGUGGAAACACAAAACAAACUUCGCUCAGCUGCGCGCGUCGCGUUGCCCUGUGUGUGUGCUUUUGUUGUUGCGGGCAACGCUUAUAAUAUUUUAACUGCCUUUAGUUGCUACAACAAUCGUUUGUCUCGAGUGAAAAUGUAAAUAAAUGCUAGAGAGAAAAUCGCGAAAAGUAAAUAGACCCGAAUUAAGUAAGACAAAUGUGCAAAAGUGAUUGAAAGCCAGCCAAAGCAACCAAAAUGAUUGUGAAAAUGGAACCCGACGAGCUGAUCACGUUCCGUGUGCAGUAUCUGGUGGACAGCGAUCCGCUCUCGGCCUGCACCGCCUUCCCGAUCCCGGUGCGGGCGCCCACCUACGCCUUCGCCACCAACAUGCCGCUGGCCAAUCAGCUGGGCACCAUCCUGCGGCUGCUGAAUGCACCCCAAAGCAUCGAUGAUGCGGCCAUUCAGGUGUACAAGGAUGGCGACUACGGAGCCUACCUGGAUCUGGAGUCAUCGCUGGCCGAGCAGACCGAGGAAAUCGAGGGACUCAACGUGAGCCGCAAGAACUCUCUGGUGGUGCGAACGCAGCUGAAUGUGCGCGUGCACGCUAUAAUUGAGAAACUCCUAUCCGCGGAGGGCAGCGACCUGCGGCGCGCUCUCUUCUCGCUGAAGCAGGUGUUCCAGGAGGAUAAGGAUCUGGUGCACGCCUUCGUGGCCCUCGGUGGCCUCAAUUGCCUGGUGCGCGUGGGCAAUUGUGCGGAUCAAAACUAUCAGAAUUACAUUCUGCGGGCCCUCGGUCAGGUCAUGCUCUAUGUGGACGGCAUGAACGGCGUGAUGAAGCAUGAGCCGACGAUGCAGUGGCUCUACUCGCUGAUUGCCUCCAAUUACCGAUCCGUGGUGAAGACCGCCCUCAAGUUGUUGCUGGUCUUCGUGGAGUACGCCGAGUCCAACUGCUAUGCGCUAGUCAGUGCCAUUCACGCGGUGGACGGCUCCCAGGGCACUCUGCCCUGGUCGAAUAUAAUGAGACUGCUUAAGGACUAUGAUAAUGCCGAUGCCGAGUUGGUUAUCUACGCCACUUCGCUGAUCAACAAAACACUAGCGGGCCUGAACGAUCAGGAUAGUUUCUAUGACGAGAGCGAUCUUCUGGAACAACAGGGCAUGGAAACCGUGAUCCAGCGAUAUAUGUCCAAGCCGGGCACUGACUUGGAUCUCCUGGAUCAGCUGCAACUGUACGAGGCUGUGCUUGAAGUGAGUUUACUACUUAUUUGGGGAUAUCUUAUGAGCUCAGACAACAUAAAUAUUUUAUUACUCAGAUUUGAGGAUGGUGAGUCGGACGGACAGCGUUUGCCGCAGAAUUCAAUGCGUAAAACGCAGCGUUAUCGUCCGGGGACAAACACCACCGAGAGGCGCAAGUCUCGACGUCACAGCACUGACAAUAGCCCCGCCCCCUUGACCAAGGUCCUGCCCACCACAGUCCUUCGGAUGACGCCCACCCAGGGCACCUUGGAUGAGGAUAGUUCCGGGUCCACCAACUCCACGGAAUUCAGCGGGGGAUUGUUUAAUGAAAAGAAACCUCGCGAUGGAGCAGGCGUGACUCCAGGACUUCGCAGGAGGCGAGAGCGGGCGGAGCGGCACAAGAGCUUCCUGAAGGAGCAACAAGAGGCGGCGGCCAAUGGCAUAUUUGCUGCUCUAGAGCAGCGCGAAGGUCUGGGCCAAAUAGUAACUGCCAUACCCGCCACCAUCCAAGUCGGCGACAGUCCGCCCGAGUCUUUGCAACACGAGGAGCCGCCGUGCAACAACCUCAGCGGAAUCGGCAGCCUCAGUAACAACAAUGUGAGCAGCCUCAGUUGCAAUGACACGCCGAACAACAGCCUGCUGCUGAUGAGUCCCAGCAAGCAAUUGCUGACCGGCAGCCACAGCAUCUCCAUCAUAAACAACAGCUUCGACAAGGCGAGCAAUAACAACCAGAGCGAGUUCCUGACGAAAAAGAAUCUGUUUCGAGAGCGCAAUUCAACUGUGAUCAGUGGCAUUAUGAAGAAUAUACAGCAAACCGAUAGUGCCUACAAGAAGUACGAGAACGAGGCGAAUCGGCUGAACAACUACUACAGUCAGUCGCCCAAGCACCAGAUCCAUCAGCCCAUGCAGCCCGCACCGGAAGUGCUGUUGAGUCCCAAGAAAACGUUGAAUGCCUCGGGAUUUGACCUUGCUCCCGCUCCGCUGAGCUCCACCCCCGUUAAGUGUGAUGUCCUGCCCGAGCCGGAGCCACUGAGUCCGGUUAGGAAGCCCGUGGCGGCCCCCCCACCGCCUCCUCCACCGCCACCGCCGCCACCACCGCCCCCUGGCUGGUGGCACGCCCCCAUCUACAGCAGCCCGCCCGCAGCUCGAACCCUAACCAGUACUAACCCAGAUCUGCUGCCGCGUCCUGUGGAUCCUUCAGAUAUGGAGCGCGAGGACAAGCACCUGCUGCAGCAGCUGAAGCGGGACCACACCGUCAAGGACCUUACCCAGAAGCUGAGCAACCUGCCCAUGAGUCCCACCCAGGAAUCCGCCAAUCGAGCCCUCGUCGGCGACAUGUCCGGCCUCAUUUCGAAGGCCAAAGAGGGUCUGGCCAAGAGCAAGAGCAAGGGAGAGAUAUCCAGGUCUUCGAGUGUGGACCAGGACCUAAAGAAGUCCGAGCCCAAGAAGUCGGAGAACGAACUUCACUGGGAGGAGCUGGUUAGGAACAGGACGAGGCCCCUGAAUCUCUGUGACCUGGACUUCACGGAUCUGAGGGAUGAUGACGAGAAGGAUGUGCUGGCUCCUCGUAGUCUGGGCGCCGGUAUACCACCUCCGCCACCGCCACUGGGAGGAGCCAUUGCCCCACCACCCAUGAUGCCGCCCAGCCUGGCACCUCCACCCAUGUUCGGAUAUGGCGGCAGUCUCACCAACAGCGUCAACUCGCUGAACGGAUCUAUAAAUGGGGAGCUGGUCAACGGGAAUAACACCAUCAAAAAGAACAAGAAGACGGUCAAGCUCUUCUGGAAGGAAGUGCGCGAGGACAUGAUACCACAGGUGGUGGGCAAGACCAUUUGGGAUGAGUUGCCCGAUGCCAAUGUGGACACCCAGAAGCUCGAGCAUCUCUUUGAGUCCCGGGCCAAAGACUUGAUGACCAAGAAACAACAAGAGCUGAACAAGAGCAAAGAGAUCAUCGUGCUCGACCACAAGCGCUCCAAUGCCAUCAACAUAGCGAUCACCAAGCUGCCUCCUCCGCGGGCCAUCAAAACAGCCAUCCUCAAGAUGGACGCCACUGUGGUCACGCGCGAGGGCAUCGACAAGCUGCUCAACAUGCUGCCCACCGACGAGGAGCGGGGCAAGAUCCAGGAGGCGCAGCUGUCCAAUCCCGAGCUGCCCCUGGGCAGUGCCGAGCAGUUCCUGCUGACCCUGGCCUCCAUUUCGGAGCUGGAGGCCCGCCUCAAGCUGUGGGCCUUCCGCCUGGACUUUGACAACAGCGAGAAAGAGAUUGCGGAACCCCUGAUGGACCUCAAGCAAGGCAUUGAGAUCCUGCGUCAGAACCGCACCUUCCGCAGCAUCCUCUCCACGCUGCUGUCCGUGGGCAUCUUCCUGAACGGUGCUCCGGUCAAGGGAUUCCAGAUCGAGUACCUGGCCAAGGUGCCGGAGGUGAAGGACACAGUGCACAAGCACUCGCUGCUGCACCACCUCUGCCACAUGGUCAUGGAAUCGAGCAGCGACACCAGUGAUCUCUACUCGGAGAUUGGACCCAUCACGCGAGCCUCCAAGGCGGAUUUCACGGACUUGGCCCACAAUCUCAACCAGCUGGAGGCGGAAUGCAAGGCGUGCUGGGAUCGUCUGAAACUGAUUGCCAAACACGACUGCCCCCCACCGCUGAAGCAAAAGUUGGUUGACUUCCUGGCCGACUGUGCGGAGCGCAUCAUCAUCCUGCAAAUCGUCCACCGGCGGGUGAUGAACCGCUACCGCAAGUUCCUCCUUUGGCUGGGCAUGCCGCAGCACAGUGUGGCGGAGUCGCGGCCCAACGAGUUCUGCCGGACACUGUCCGAAUUCGCACUGGAGUACCGCACCACCAGGGAGCGAGUGCAGCAGCAGCUGGAGAAGAAGGCCAACCACCGCGAGAGGAACAAGACGCGCGGCAAGCUGAUCAUCGACAUGGCCAAGUUCAAGACCAAAGAUGACGUGGCCGACGACGAACUUAAAAAAUUGCUAGACACAUCUAGUGCAGACCAGGCUGAUGGAACGCUCACCUGGCGCAGAAGGCGGGCGGAGCAGCUCCGUUCGCCGAUCACCCGCCAGAGUGAGGAGCAGUUCACCGACGGUGACGAUGAGAUAUUGGAAUCUCUGGUAAAAACCGCCACCAAGGCACCCGGAACCCGGACAACUCCAAGGGAACGGAAACGGACGCGUCACGCGGAUCGCAAAUCAUUGCGUCGCACGCUAAAGAACGGUUUGACCGAAGAGGAAAAACAGCACGUGGCUGCCUUAAUACAAACCUAUUAGGACUAGGAGAUUACCAUAGUAGAUACCCGCAUCACAUCCGAGAUAAUUCUAUCCCCAGUGACGUCACAAGUCGGGCACUACGCGCACAGACUGAAAUUGGCGAUCUCAGGCGAGCAAGCGAACCCAGAAAAUCCCUUUUAUAUGACAACGUGCGCAUCAUCAGUACUGCAACAAUAUUUAAGUACCAACAACAUCAACGAAAAUGUCCUUAAACAAAAACGUUUUUCAUCGUGUUUUUCUGUUAUUUAAUUUUUUGUUUUUGCUUCAGCUAAGUAUUAUUAAUUAAACGUAAUUCAACAAA
Molecule: messenger RNA, 4864 nt
Organism: Drosophila gunungcola (fruit fly)
Lineage: Eukaryota; Metazoa; Arthropoda; Insecta; Diptera; Drosophilidae
Product: FH1/FH2 domain-containing protein 3-like
Biological process (GO): cortical actin cytoskeleton organization; actin filament network formation
Cellular component (GO): cytoskeleton; cytoplasm
Molecular function (GO): actin filament binding
Source: RefSeq, a predicted model, not a curated record